Lipotes vexillifer (Yangtze River dolphin) is the source of this 717-nucleotide messenger RNA. RefSeq names its product ring finger protein 166 (gene RNF166). Gene Ontology annotation, biological process: protein polyubiquitination; ubiquitin-dependent protein catabolic process. Bases 1 to 717 code for a protein of 238 amino acids. Lineage: Eukaryota; Metazoa; Chordata; Mammalia; Artiodactyla; Lipotidae. The record is from RefSeq and is a predicted model, not a curated record. Gene Ontology annotation, molecular function: ubiquitin protein ligase activity. The transcript is spliced from 6 exons.
AUGGCGAUGUUCCGCAGCCUGGUGGCCUCGGCUCAGCAGCGGCAGCCGCCGGGCGGGCCCGCGGGCGGCGACAGCGGCCUGGAGGCGCAGUACAGCUGCCCCAUCUGCCUGGAAGUCUACCAUCGGCCCCUGCCCUCAGGCCCAUGUCUGCCCUGCAGGUUCUGUGGGGAGUGCCUCCAGCCGUGUCUGCAGGUGCCAUCCCCCCUGUGCCCACUGUGCCGCCUGCCCUUCGACCCCAAGAAAGUGGACAAGGCCGCCCACGUAGAGAAGCAGCUUUCGUCCUACAAGGCACCCUGCCGGGGCUGCAGCAAGAAGGUGACACUGGCCAAGAUGAGGGCGCACGUUGCCUCCUGCGUGAAGGUCCAGGAGCAGAUGGCCAACUGUCCCAAGUUCGUCCCUGUGGUGCCCACGUCCCAGCCCAUCCCCAGCGCCGUCCCCAACAGGUCCACCUUCGCCUGCCCUUACUGUGGUGCCCGCAACCUGGACCAGCAGGAGUUGGUAAAGCACUGCGUGGACAGCCACCGCAGCGACCCCAGCCGCGUGGUGUGUCCCAUCUGCUCGGCCAUGCCCUGGGGCGACCCGAGCUACAAGAGCGCCAACUUCCUGCAGCACCUGCUCCACCGGCACAAGUUCUCCUACGACACCUUCGUGGACUACAGCAUCGACGAGGAGGCCGCCUUCCAGGCCGCCCUGGCCCUGUCUCUCUCCGAGAACUGA